AUGACGGGCACUGGCUGGGGCGGGCAACCAAACCACGACCAUGCUCCAUACUAUUCAACAGCAUGGCGUAAUAGUAAAUGGUCAGGAUUCGAUACAAAUGAUUCGCCAUAUUAUAACGCAACGUGGGAAGACUGGGAGAAGUGGUACCACCGAGGCGAGACAAAGAGCCAACAUACGGUCUAUACAUCCAACAGUGGCUUUCUCACCAUUGUUGUCUCGGCGGUCUUUCUUGGUGCAUACGGUCAGAGCCUACUGAUUGAGCAACAUGAUUCUACCUUCAAAACUCAGAUAAGGCAGACGAAUGACCACGCGAGCUUCCAACUACGGUCGAGAAGAGAAGCGUCACAGGAUCUUGUGAAAAAUGAUAGAGUCAAACACUUCCUGACGUCGAGGCAUGAUACAGGGUAUGGCGCAUGGUAUACGGAAGAACCUGACGAGACGGUCCCAGAAAAGCGUAUGGGCAUUCAAGACGAUAUACCCAAACAAGAAGAGGGUACCGACACUUAUCUGGUCGGCACUGGCUCUGAUCGUCUUCUGGUUGACACCGGCGAGGGCAAGCCAUCUUGGUUUGCUGCAUUGUCUUCCGUGCUCAAGGCAGAAAAUGCAACUAUCUCUCAUGCUUUACUUACGCAUUGGCAUCCCGAUCAUGUUGGCGGCUGUGGUCAGCUCCAUCAGAUAUGUCCGAAUGCCAUAAUUCACGAGAAUGAGCCAGCUGAAGGCACGGAAGAUAUCGCGGACGGCGAAAGCUUCAAAACGGAAGGCGCAACUCUUCGCGCCUUCUAUUGUCCCGGUCACACCACCAACCAUAUGGCUUUCGUUCUUGAGGAAGAGUCCGCCAUGUUCACUGGCGACAAUGUUCUAGGCCACGGCACAGCUGUCUUCGAGGACCUCCCGACUUACCUGCAAAGUCUCGAGCGUAUGAAGGAGCAGUUUACUGGCCGUGCUUACCCGGGCCAUGGAGCUGUAAUUGAAGACGGACCCGCGAGAAUACGCGAGUACCUUGUGCAUCGAAAGGAGAGAGAGCAGCAGGUCUUGCAGGUACUGAAAGAUCUGGAUGAACAAGGCGGAGCAACACCAAUGGAGAUUGUGAAAGUGGUGUAUAAGGACUACCCGGAGAACCUUUGGGAGCCAGCGGCGAAGGGUGUGCUAGCUAUCUUGCAGAAGUUGGAGGGUGAGGGGAAGGCUGAGCAUGUCGGAAAUGACAAGUGGAGGAUCACCAAGAAGCCGACGUUGUGA
Messenger RNA from Bacidia gigantensis, 1236 nucleotides. RefSeq lists its product as uncharacterized. The record is from RefSeq and is a predicted model, not a curated record. Bases 1 to 1236 code for a protein of 411 amino acids. Lineage: Eukaryota; Fungi; Ascomycota; Lecanoromycetes; Lecanorales; Ramalinaceae. Gene Ontology annotation, biological process: secondary metabolite biosynthetic process. The transcript is spliced from 2 exons.